Messenger RNA from Anopheles gambiae (African malaria mosquito), 3958 nucleotides. RefSeq names its product protein N-terminal asparagine amidohydrolase (gene Ntan1). The record is from RefSeq and is a predicted model, not a curated record. Gene Ontology annotation, biological process: ubiquitin-dependent protein catabolic process. NCBI's taxonomy places the organism in Eukaryota, Metazoa, Arthropoda, Insecta, Diptera, Culicidae. Gene Ontology annotation, molecular function: protein-N-terminal asparagine amidohydrolase activity. The coding region runs from base 2386 to 3318 and encodes 310 amino acids. Gene Ontology annotation, cellular component: nucleus. The transcript has 9 exons.
CCCAAGCACAGCGAAGGUUUUCGUAGCUGCCAGCUGAUCGUUUUGGUGCGGGCGUAGAAAAUUAGUUGCGUUGUUUUUGCUACUUUUUUGGUGCAAAUUAGUUUACUUCCGUGCGGUACAAACGGGGGAAAAGUGUUCGUGGUGCUAGUAACGAAAGAGCUUAAGCAAUAUACACAAUUACCGUUGUAUUGCCGUAAACAUUGUACAAAUCCUAUUCCUAAGCCUGUGUCGGGUGCGAUUGUUGUGUUGUACAUUCGCUUCGCAGAGACAGGAAACGUACGGUCAAUAAAAAUUGGAAACGUACGAUAAAUGUAUUAUUAUUUGAAAACGGGCACCCAGGUACCCGCGACCGGAAGUCGCCGUGCCGAAGCCCAGACACGGGUGACGUCGGUUUGUGACGGCUGCUGCUACUUUACGAGGGUCACUUGGAAUAUGGUGGUCACUCGUGGUUGCAAUAGCUUUCUGCGAUAGGCAUUUCUAUACCUUUAGUACCGUUUUUUUGGUUCAAACUUGUAAAGAAUCCAAUUUAAAUUUGAUUUAAAAAUAGUAAUUCGAGUUCACUGGGUCAUUUUGCACUGUAGAAGGUCCAGAAUCCAUCCGCACAACCUUCACGGUCACAGAUAAUCAGCAUAACGGACCCCAAAUCUCAAUUAUGGCAAAUUAUCACACCGUGCAAAACCACAAUUGAACUGUCACGAUACACACCAUCGGCUGACAACGAUUCCAUUUCGCAAACAAUUCCGAUCCAGUCCGAUUCCCUUCCCUCUUUUUGUGAUCGGUGGUCUCGUUGAGUGUACCAGCGGUAAGCAAAUAGUAGCCACAGCAUUCAAGGCUCUGUGGCUCGUGUUGAUUGUGGGUAAUUUGUUGUGGCGAACCAUUUGAGUUGGAGCCCUCCAUCGAUCCAGCACCUUCAGGAUGGCCCCGAGCGACCUUGUGCACUUGCUUUAUGCCGUACUGUGCUGGAAUGGAUGGAGCUGGAGACGGUGUGCGCAUCAUCAUCAUCAUCAUCGCCACCACCACCACUUUCACGAUGAGUUCAAGAUAUCACUCGAACCCUCUCUUUGAGCCCCCGUGAGCGGGGGGACGGACGGCAGAAUCUCUGACCGGUGAACGUCACCACUGGACACUCUUCACUCUUGGCCGGGUUGCAGCGGUCGCACCACUUCCAACCAGCGCCAACCACUCCAAAUAAUGUUCCUGGCGAUUGUUCCAGCGCGAUAACCGAAACCAGAUUCCUUCAAGUACGGUCGCGUCAUCAGAAUCCAAUGCAAGCAUUUACCAUCGAUCUCAUAAUCCAUCCUCGUCGCCAUCGGUUGGGCCAGGCAAUCUGCAUCUUCUGCAUCACCCGGUCAAUCAAGGCCACCGAAAGGACUUACUCUCCUGCGACAAAAAUCCUCCAUGUAACGAGUGUUCCGUCGUGCGUUAAAAUGCUGAUCAUCCCUCCAGUGUGAGCGGUUCAACAAUCAGCUGAGCUUAAUAACGCCUGAAAACGUUCCGCUGAAGCGAGACAGAGAUAGCGAGAGGGAGAGAGAGAAACACUAUCCUCCUCAACAGUUGUUCACGCUCUCCCGGCAGCAUCACAUCGGAUCUGUGGCCCCACGUUAAGCGAAUCGACGUCUCAAAGGCACGCUCAGUCUGCCAACAACACCGACCGGGUGAACAUCGUUCAGCAACAUUCGUGCGCACAGGCACUGUGCAAUGAACCAUAGAGUGAUCGCGAGUGGACAAGUGCAGUGAAAUACUCAUAUGACGAUGUUUUAAAAAAGAUAUACAACAUUCAGCGAAAGUUCCACAAAUCCCGAUGUAGCGAGGAACGUGAUGAUUUUACACUCAUCCAGCAGACAUCCCGAUCUGUGUUGCUCAUCUGUUGUACAUUUUAUGGGCAGCAAAACAAACACUGCUGAUAGUGGCUACUGAAAGUGUAUCAACUAAUGCAUCCUUCCGACGCGGCUGUUUAGUAUAUCGUCCCGGUGUGCUUACGUUCCGGCUUGAUAGUGAACUGAUUAGAUGUGCUUCCAUCUUGUGUGUAGCAGGAAAACAUAGAAAGAAGGAAAGAUUAUAGUGAGUGUUUGUGUGCCGGUGUGUGUUUGUGGAAAAUAUUUAGUGGAAGUUGAUUUGUUUCCUGGUAGCGAUUACGGUUUACGCCGUACGUCCGUUUUUUUCUUUACGCCGGCAAACGGGUCAGGCGAAAGAGUGAGUCUAGUGGGUGUGCUGCAGCUUCAUUUGCAACGUGAACGCGCUGAUUAAUUGACCAUAUUGCUUUUCAUCAACAACAACAAAAGGCCGGAAGUGAACUGAAGGAAGUGACAUCCAAGCAGGGGAGACAUCCGCCUUUGCUUACUGCAGAUACAACAGAUCAUUCGAGCAACCGGACCUCAACUCACCAUGGUGCUGGUGCUGAACGGUGUGAUACAGGACGAACGUCCCAUCAACACGCACGCUCUGUUCCUGGAGCAUCCGGUGUACCGGGAAACAGCCACACAGCUUCUCUCGAUUCCUACGAAAACGGUCGGUGCACCAGGCUUGCUGUAUGUAUGCCAGCGAGAAAUGGCCGCCGUCGCUCCACACGAUCGAAACGUGAACAUAAUAGGAUCGGACGAUGCAACCACAUGCAUUAUCGUCGUAGUGCGGCAUUCCGGUUCCGGUGCGAUCGCACUGGCACACCUGGACGGCAACGGUACGGACGAGGCCGUGUCGGCGAUGGUCGCCCGCGUCCAGGAGCUUGCGUUCGGCUACCCGGAAGGCCGCAUCGAGCUACAGCUUAUUGGAGGCUUCAGCGAUCCGCAGGGCUAUGCGGAAGAUCUGUUCAGUAAUAUUAUGCAAUCAUUCCACAAACAUCCGCUGGAGAUCGAUCUGACCCAGUCGUGCGUCGGCGAGCUCAACACGAUGGUGCGCGAUGACAUCAACUGGCCGAUCAUCUACGGCGUCGGCGUGAACAUCAAGACGGGCGAAAUCUUUCCCGCCAACUUCCCGGACAAGGGACCGGAUCUGCCACUGCGCAUGGCGCGACACUUUACUGGCAGCCAUCAGGUGCUAGAUAUAUAUGAUGCCGCUGUUGGUAUGCUGCGCAUCGGUCCAUUCAAUUACGAUCCACUGCGCGGCGUUGAUCUUUGGUUGGCGCAGAGCGAUGAGUUUAUACUGAAGCAUCUUUCCACCAGUCCGGAGGUGGAACCGCCACACUUUGCCAUGCAGGUCCGUGCCACACUUAGAUACAUUCAGGACAAUCAGUUCCCGGCCGUUACCGUCUUCCGCAACAACAAUCCGCACUACUUCCGGCGGGACGAGACGACCGGCUGCUGGACACCGGUUCGGUACUGAGCCAGACGGUUGACGGGCCGAUUUCUUCCCUCACGACAGAGGACACAACGUUGUAUACCGCUUCCGUAGAUUGAUUUCCUCCCAGAGCCCGUCGUAGUAGUGUUAUAUUGUACUGCUUUCCCUUGUUUUCUUCCAAUCCAAACAUAUUUAUCAAAAAACAAAACCUGUCGUGCCAAUAUAUGAAUGCGGAAAGGCGAAAUGUUAUAAUAUUAUGAUUCCCGCGCAGCUUGUUACAUUUACAUUGCAUUAGUUUUCCUAUCAGAAGUUUCUAAGAACGUUUAAUUUUUAGUGCCUUUGUCUGUGUGUCUGUGUAGCUGGAAAUAUGCUCCUGUUUUUGUACCUCUUGUGAACUAAAACGACGUGCAAGCGUUAAAAGCAAAGAGUGUAAACGAUCUGAAUACGCUCUCUAUCGCUCAGUUUUCUUUCUUUCUUUAAAUCAAUAUCAAUGCUAAAGAACGAAGGGCAUACGUACAGAGAGCAAAGGGAGCUAAAAGACUCCACUUGCUAUAAAACAAACGAAAAACAUGUCCCCUUUUUGCAAACCCUUUUCGGUAUUGAACAGUUUCUAUUGGCAGUUUAUUGUGAUUGCUGAGCUCUACUAUUUAACGAAUAAUAAAUCAAUUUAAAUAUGUUUAAUUGA